GUGUAAACUCGUGGUACUGGCAGGGGAAUGAUUGCUAGCACAUUUUUCCCAUAAAAGUAGUUUUGUCCUAUUGAUGAUUUGCAUAUCGUUUCAGCUAGCAACACCGUAAUUAGCUGUGGACCUGCUCAUUUGUUUAUUUUAAGGUAAAACAACUAUCGUUACCAAGAAUUCAUAAUGUCUGACCAAGAAGAUGCCGAAUUAAGAAUGGAAGCAAGUGAUUCAGAAGAUGAUGGAACUAAAGACUUUGAUGAGGGACCAAUGGAAGAAGACCCGUUAGUGGGAGAGAACCAGGUCACACCUUGUGCAUUGACACAGGACAUGGUUAAGGAUGGCAUAUCAUUGUUGUGUCGUACAGGGAAUGGUUUGUCACAUGCCUUUGUUAAGCUUGAGCUAAUAGAUAGAGGCCUGACCGACAUCCGCUUCCUUGAGUCCUUUGAGCACCUGCGUUUCAUAGACCUAUCCACCAAUCACCUGUCAGACCUCACUCCACUGGCUGCGCUCACCCAGUUGCUUUGGCUGAAGGUGGAUGGAAACCAGGUCAGGGAGCUCAGAGGACAGAGGCUGGAACCACUCACCUACCUGCAGUGGUUCAGCCUCGCCAAGAACCGCCUCAUAGACGUAGAGGGGCUCAGGGGGCCUGCUCUGGAGACCCUCAACCUCAUUGGUAAUGGUAUUCAGAGGAUGCAAGGUCUGGAGUGCCAUACACUGACCAACCUGGUUACUCUUGAACUGAGGGGAAAUCGAUUGGAGACCACGGAUGGCCUAUAUUUGCCCAAUCUGCGUCGACUUUACCUGGCUCAGAACAUCAUCAAGCGUCUGGAGGGGCUUCACAAACUAGAACGCCUGACCACCCUCCAUCUGCGAGACAACCGGCUGGAGUCUCUGGAUGGCAUCAGCCCAAACAUGAAGUCUCUGCAGUACCUGAAUGUCAGGGGGAACCUCAUAUUUUCCCGGCGUGCCUUGAGUAGCCUAGCGGGUGUGGCAGCCACUUUACGUGCACUGGUGUUGGUAGAGAACCCCAUCAUGGAGAGUGAGGAAUACAGGCUGUUUGUGCUGUCACAGCUCCCCCUACUGGAGAGACUUGAUAAGGAACCUACCACUGAGGAAGAGAAGGCUGAUGCUCUGGAGAGACGAAGGGACUUUGAAGAUGAAGGGGCUCAAGAACCAAAAGAGCAAUAACACCACCAGCAUUUAACCCACUGUACACUGUCUACAUUGCAUCCUCGGCCCCUACCAAUACAGAGCCCGGUAGACAAGGAUGUUAAUGUGGGCCAUGUUUCUGUGAGCGAAUGUGUCUGUAAAAAGCUUGAACAGUGGUACGUUGUAAGUGCACAUACUUUUGACAGGUUUUUUUUAAAAGCUUAUUUAUAUAUAUGACCUGUAUAUUAUUGCAUGUACAGAUGUAUGAACAUUUAAAUAAAGGUAUUCUCUAAAGUGUUAA
Messenger RNA from Clupea harengus (Atlantic herring), 1441 nucleotides. It is a transcript of the gene lrrc23, whose product is annotated as leucine rich repeat containing 23. Gene Ontology annotation, molecular function: protein binding. The record is from RefSeq and is a predicted model, not a curated record. NCBI's taxonomy places the organism in Eukaryota, Metazoa, Chordata, Actinopteri, Clupeiformes, Clupeidae.